Epinephelus fuscoguttatus (brown-marbled grouper) is the source of this 5932-nucleotide messenger RNA. RefSeq names its product FHF complex subunit HOOK interacting protein 1A-like. The coding region runs from base 627 to 4082 and encodes 1151 amino acids. NCBI's taxonomy places the organism in Eukaryota, Metazoa, Chordata, Actinopteri, Perciformes, Serranidae. The record is from RefSeq and is a predicted model, not a curated record. The transcript has 17 exons.
UUUUAUUUACAUUUUCUUUUGAACUGAACUGGAGUUCCCUUUUGAGGUUUACACAGUAACCUGAAUAUAUGCAGGUAUUAGGUAUUAUAUGUGUGUAACAUGUAUGUUGUGACGGUGAAGUCUCCAGGGAGUCAAUGUUAAAACACUCACACAAGAGGGUCUGUUUAUAGCAGUAAAAUGUCUGGGGGCGUGGUUUCCCGUCUCUGUGGGCGGGGCCAGAGGGUUACCUAGCGGCCGGCAGCAGAGUGAUUGACAGCUGAGCGGCUUAAAGCCUCAGGGACGGAGCAGCGGUCAGGAACGACACAAACCAGCCGCUUUAUAACAACUGAACCCGGGAUUUAUAAACGAUCUCUGGACUCUGACGGAGUUUAAAUCUACUUUGCUUUUGUUUUGUGGAACAAGUUGGAGAAACUGACCUUCCUCCAGGACAGCAGACAGCAGGCUCAUUGGUCCAUGUCGUCCCUCCAGCAGCAGCAGCAGCAGCACAGAGGCCAGCAGCUGCCUGCCAAGCCCAGGGAAAGAGCCUGAUCCUGGGCCAAGAGAGCCAGCUAAUGCCCGCCCCUGGUCCAGCCACCAUCCCACACACUAAGCUGGAACAUGCUAUAGUCACCUGACUGCCAGGCAAAAUGAUGGCCUCGGUGGUUGUCGGGGGCAACCGGAAGAAGUCUCUGACGCUGAGAGGGGUGGACCCCGAGACGUGCAUGAUUGUGUUUAAGAACCACUGGGCCCAGGUAGUAAAGAUCCUGGAGAAACAUGAGCCAGGUCGUAGCAGCACCGGUGCGUUGAGCUUCCUCUCGGGCCAUGCUAGCAGCAGCUCCGGAGUGUUACGCCUCGGCCCCAUCCCGGCUGACGAGGCCAGCGCUGUCCAGAACUAUGUGGAACACAUGCUCUUCCUGCUGAUGGAGGAAGAGGCUGGGCAAGGAGGAGCGAUGGGUCCCAUCCUGGAGUUUGUGGUUCUGGAGGGUGUGAUGGAGAGGCUGUUUCUGUGGAGCCUGAGGAGACAGUUUACUGAGGACAUGAAGCUGGAGCAGCUCAGGAUGUACCAGAUGCUUCUAUCUCAGGCCAGGCAGCCUCUGCUGCACCAUAAACCAGUUCUACGGCCGCUCAUGAUGCUGCUGGCCUCCUGCGCUGGAGCUGGAACUGACUGCGGCGGUGUGGUGGAGGCGGAGCUGGUCCUCCUGUUGAACCAGCUGUGUGUCGCUCUGGUCAAAGAUCCCUCAGUGCUGGAACUGUUCUUCCACACCAGUGAGGACCAGGGAGCCGCCAACUUCCUGCUGUUCUCCCUGCUCAUACCAUACACACACAGACAGGGUUCGGUUGGUCAGCAGGCCAGAGACGCUCUGCUGCUCAUCAUGUCGCUGUCGGCCUCCGAUGCUCGAGUCGCCCAGCACAUCGCAGAGAACACGUACUUCUGUCCUGUGCUGGCCACAGGUCUGUCUGGUUUAUACUCGUCUCUUCCAGCCAGGCUGCAGGUUUACAGUGAGGACUGGCACUAUCUGGACCGGGCUGACUGGCAGCAGGUUCCUGCUCUUGUCCACUUCCUGCACUCACUGGACUUCUGCAGUGCCGUCACCAAGGUCGCUCACCCCUCCAUCCGCUCUCAGCUGCUGGGUUACAUCUACAACGGCUUCCUGGUGCCUGUCCUGGCUCCUGCUCUGCACAAGCUGACGGUUGAGGAGGUGAUGACCACCACAGCGUACCUGGAUCUGUUCCUGCGCUCCAUCUCUGAGCCCGCCCUCCUCCAGAGCUUCCUGUCCUUCAUCCUGCUGCACACACAUGACAACGUGCACAUCCUGGACACACUGGUCAGCAGGGUCAACACACCUUUCCAGCUGGGUACAGUGUCGCUGGCGCUGUUCAGGACUCUGAUUGGUCUCUUCUGUGAAGACGUCAUGCUGCAGCUGGUGUUCAGGUAUCUGAUUCCCUGCAGCCACCUGAGCAGGAAGCAGCGCUCCUCCUUAAAGCAGACGGACUGUUACUCCUCCAGCGCUGCCUCCUUCCUGCUCCUCCUGCCAUCCUGGUGCCCUGGAAACCUCCACAACGUUAACACACACUCACACUCGGAGCACAUCCACUGGCCCAAAGGAGCAGAUCUGUCAGUAUCAGACAGUGUCGGUUACCGUCGGGGUUCAGACUUUCUGAUGGAUGUGAACUACCUCCACUACCUCUGGGACGCCCGCCAGGCCAUCGCCACGUCCCACAGGGCGUGUCGGCUUUGGUCGGCUCAGUAUGACGGGAUCGACCCACCGCCUCAAGAAUACCGGUCGGACACACCAGGAGACGACAUAGAAGAUGAGGAGGAGAUCAUACGGCGAGUCAAGAGUGACUCCAUCUGCUCUCUGGGCAUCACUCCUCAUCCCUCUGCCCUCUCCCCCACGCCCUCCUCCUCAGAUACCGUCUCUACGAGCAACCAGACAGGACGAGCCAGCUCUGCGCUGGAGCUGGAGUGGGACGACAUUUUUGCAGAUGACGAUCCCUCUUCGUCAGGGCUGAUAAACACGGCACUUGCAAAUGGCACCAUGGAGGCUGACAGAUGCACUUCUACUACACCCUUACCUCCUCAGCACAUCCAGGAAAUGCGACGCACUGCGACCAAACUGGUGCACGGCUCAUACGUGGAGGAGUCCGAGUUUGAGGAGGAUGUUCUGGUCUACAACCUUGUCGCCCAGAGAGAAACUAAGGCCGCCACUUUGGAGCGAAUCAUGGCAGCGAAUCGGCGGGCACGUGGGAGCAUUUUAAAUGGCCAACAGGUGUCGGCCACAGCAACAACAACGACAAUAACAACAAUGUUAACAACAACAGGGAGGACGGUAAUGGAGACGGUUAACAGUAUAAUGUCGACAAGGAGGAGGAGCGAGGAUGGAGGGAAAGAGGAAAGAAGGAGGAGUGAGGAUUAUUUGAAGGAGGUGAGGAGGAGGAGUGAGGACUGUGGGAAAGAGAUGGGGAGAAAGAAGGAGGUUUGGGAAGAUGAGAUAAAGAGGAUGGACGUACAAGGAGGACGUCAGUUUUUCACCAACGGCUUUAAUGCUAAGAAUCACAUCAUCGACGAAUGUGAUGAUACAGAUGAAGAUGGCAGGACGUUAAAACAAAACUGCAGCAUGAGUGACUUCACAGCGACCGUCAAUCACACACACCACAACACACAACAUCCCACGCCAUGUUUAGUGACUUUACCCAACGGCUACUCUGAAUUUGAGCCACGUGACAAUUUGGUGUCUGACGCCAAGCCUCCAAAUCCGCCUGGCAACAAAGUUGCGAGUAGCGAUGACUUCCUGUCCCGAUACCACGAGCUCAUGCUCUCGUUAGGGGUGGAGCCAGACUGUGACGACAUCACACAUGACAUCAGCACAUUCAGAAGGCGGGUCCGAGCGCUGAGGCAAAAACUGGAAGAGGAGGAGGAAUUCGCUUUUGGAUCCUCGUGGAACGAUGGAGAGGAGGAAGAAGGAGAAGAGGAGGAGGUGAUGGAAGAGGAAGAAGACGUAGAGGAAGGAGAGGAGAGGAAGAGCGGCAGUAAGAAAGGCAGCAGGAGAAAUGGAGUUCCAUUUACAGGUCCCUUCAUCAGCGUCCUGUUGUCCCGGCUUGAAAACCUCCUGGAAAACACCAUCGCUGUGAACCUGCUGGUGACAGGCAUCCUUGCCCAGCUGGCAUCGUACCCACAACCUCUCCUGAGAUCCUUCCUGUUCAGCACAGACACACACAACCAGCCCAACGUUCGCACACUGUACCAGGUGUUGGUGUCGGUGCAUGCUCAGAUCGAGCGCUACGUGGCGGGCAGACCAGACUAUCCUGCCCUGGUCACUCAGGCCUGGAGGUUCUUGUUGGCUAAAGACCAAGACAGCAAGUUUAGAGAGUGCCUCCAGUCUCAGGGCGGCGACAUCAUCCUGGACCCGUCUCUUCCUAACGGCUCUGUGAGGAACGCUUUGGCUUUGCCUCCUCUCAGCUACCUGCCUCCCUGCCCUCCCAUCCCCUCUCAAGCCAAGAGCCGAGUGUUCGCCAUCGUCCUGUUCGCCGAGUUCCUGAAAGAGCUGGCUGCCAUCGCCCAGGAGCACAGCAUCGCACUGGACUGCUCCGCAGAGGAGUAAUGGGAGUGUCGUUGAGUUUAACGGCCCGUCUAGCUGUGAAUAUCUGCCUGAGAAAUUGCCAUUGAUGUGCCCGUGAGCAACUACGUAGCGAAGGAGCCCCCAGCAGGAGACUGAGGGCUUGGAGCAGUCCUGAAGACACAAGCACAAAACAUGCAACUUAGAUCAUACUACACGUGUGAAUAAUUUAUAUGGAUAUUACAGUAAUAUAUUUGUAUGUACAGUUUGUUUGUAUUCCUAGCAGCACUUGAAUAUUUUGAAGUUUUCCCUAUUGUGAAUAUGGAUAUUUAUAUGUUGAUGAAAAUGAUUUGAAAGAGAUUAUUUUGGAGAUAAAUCAAGCUUUCUAUAUAUCUGUGGGAUGAGUGCAAAAAGUUUUCUACACUGUUUACUGAAAUCUUUGCAGUUAUUUCUUCAUUUGGAAAAAAUGUUGGUUAUUUAAGAGUUUUAUUGUUAUUUAAAAAUACCUUACUGUGGCAAUCCUACUCAGGAGGGGAAACUUGACGCAUAAACUAGGAUAAAAAUAAAACUAACCUCACCUGAACACAUUAAAGUGACUUUACAUCAGUUUUGCUAACCAUUUAUCAACACGAAAAAUAACUUUACUUUAGGCACGCUAGCUGGCCUGCGCGACAGUAAGCUGCUAGCUAGCUGCUUGGGCUAAAGGUUUGUACAUUCAAUUUAAAAGUCCAGCGUGCAGGAUUGAAGAGCAUGUGUCGGGCCGCACUUCCCCUUGCCAUAAAAUAACCCAGGUAUGAGUCCUGAAACCUGGAAAUGGAUUAGCAUUUUUGCACUCCAUUUUAGCAACCCAGUACCAGCACCCUAAUUUAUAGCACUUGGUGGCGUCAGGGGGAAACGCAGUGGGACAAGAAAGAAAGUUAAGGCAGUGCAAGUCCAAGGUGGGAGGGGUGGUGGAUGCGUUGAUUACCUGGGAGGGCGGUGCUCGCGUCCUGCAAGAUUAUAAAGCCAAACCCUGUUGUUUUUCCUAAACCUAGCCACGCACAUUAGUUGUUGGAGGGAAAAAAUUAACAUCAAUUUGUGGUGUUGUACUGACGUAGUGCUUUUAUUUUGAAAGAAACUGCAUGCAAAUGUUAAAUUUCCUGUGAAAACAGAAGUGUAUUUUGAAAGAAGACAAUGUAUGUAACAAGCAGAACUUGACACGGUGUCCCAGAGCAUCAAUAACCAACACACCCAGGGUACCUUGCGUGUCGUUAAACGUCAAAAUGUGACGAGGUCAGAGUGAGAAUGUGUUGGUUUUCCUGUCAUGUCUUCAUCUACAAACACAAACACACACACACGGACAAAGCCUUACUUAAUCGACAGAGAUUUUAGUGCAAGAUGCAAAAAUGAAAUGAUUUGUUUCUCUCAUUUGCACUUUUGUCUAUGUGCAUUUUGUUGUUUUCAAUGUAAAGUGUGUGAUUUAUGUAAAGAAAUGUCUUUAAUUUUUGUCCUUUUUCACCUGAGAAAAAAGUGAAAUUAUUUGCUGUCAUGCUCCUUUGGUGUUCCCUUAUGCUGCGUUCAGGUCAAGUAGGGGGGGAAAAGUACAUGACUAUGUGACUCCAAACGCAUCUAAACUCAAGAAAACAUCCAAAUUACAGGAAAUGCUUCUGCCUGUUUGAUGUGAACGCAGCAUACACCCUACCAGCCUCCCUUCAAAAUAAAAGCUGUGUUACCAUGAAGACAUAAUUGUAUGGACAGCGAUGCAGCUCUUGGCUCAACUUGCUGUGCGUUGAUACUGCCACCUGCUGGUGAACCACUGCUCUUUUCUUUUUACUGUCUGGUCUCUGUUUUUGGAAUAAAUCAUUGCCAAAUGACGUGAAAAUAAUAAAACCAAUUAUCACAAUCUUGUUUUUCAA